AUGGUUGUUGCCGCGAAUUGGCUUGCGGCUACCUCGGUGGUGGGCAUCGCUGCUGCCCAGUACUUCCCGCCCGCGCCAGAGGGGCUGAAAGUAGUCCACUCGAAGCACGAAGAGGGUCCUGGUAUCUGCGAAACCACGCCCGGCGUCAGAUCUUUCUCGGGGUAUGUCCAUCUACCUCCCGGGACAUUGGACGACGUACAUGUCUCGCAAGACUACCCAAUCAAUACGUUCUUCUGGUUUUUCGAAGCCCGUCAUAAUCCGAAGAAUGCGCCUCUCUCGAUCUGGAUGAACGGUGGGCCCGGCAGUUCGUCCAUGAUCGGGCUCAUGCAGGAAAAUGGUCCCUGCCGUGUCAAUGAAGAUUCCAAUUCCACCGAGCUGAACCCCUGGUCGUGGAACAAUUAUGUCAACAUGCUGUACAUUGACCAGCCAAAUCAGGUAGGGUUCAGCUACGACACCCCGACCAACGGCACCUAUGACCAGAUCAACAUGGCCUGGGAUGUAUCGGGCUGGAAGCACGGUGUCCCAGAGCAGAACAAUACCUUCUACGUCGGUACGACGACUAGUGGGAAUCAGUUGGCGAGUGCCAACACCACACAGAACGCUGCCCGCUCGCUGUGGCAUUUCGCGCAGACCUGGUUCUCCGAAUUUCCAGAGUACAAGCCCCAUGACGAACGAGUGAGCAUCUGGACGGAAUCUUACGGUGGUCGCUAUGGCCCCUCCUUUGCCGCAUACUUUCAGGAGCAGAACGAGAAGAUCGCUAAGGGUAAACUCACCGACCCCGGCGAGUCGCACUAUAUCCAUCUGGACACCCUAGGAAUCAUCAAUGGCUGCGUCGAUCUGCUCGUGCAGGAGCCUUCCUAUCCUAAGUUCGCGUACAACAAUACCUAUGGGAUUGAGACAAUCAACAAGACCGUAUACAACAACGCCAUGCAUGCAUGGAGCCGUCCGGGCGGAUGCAAGGAUCAAAUCAAGCGCUGCCGUGCCCUGGCGGCAGAGGGCGACCCGCAGAUGUACGGCAACAACAAAACCGUGAAUAAGGUAUGCCGCCAGGCCGACAGCAUCUGCAGCAAUGCUGUCGAAGGCGUCUACCCCGAGUUCUCAGGACGGGGCUACUACGACAUCGCCCACAAGAACCCCGAUCCCUUCCCGCCAUCAUACUUCCUCGGCUACCUAAACCAGAACUGGGUGCAGGGUGCACUGGGUGUCCCCAUCAACUUCACCGAGUCGGUAGAUAGUGUCUACUACGGCUUCUCUUCGACGGGCGAUUACCCACGCUCCGAUGUACGCGGGUAUCUGGAAGACAUCGCCUAUGUCCUAGACUCGGGUAUCAAGGUUGCCCUCGUGUACGGCGAUCGCGACUAUGCCUGCAACUGGAUCGGUGGUGAGGACGUGAGUCUGUUGGUCAACCACGCCGAGGCGACCAAAUUCCGCGCUGCUGGCUACGCUCCCCUGCGCACCAAUGCGUCGUAUGUUGGCGGCCAGGUCCGCCAGCAUGGCAAUUUCUCCUUCACCCGCGUCUACGAGGCGGGCCAUGAAGUCCCUGCCUACCAGCCCGAGACCGCAUACGAGAUCUUCCAUCGUGCCCUUUUCAAUCGCGAUCUAGCCACAGGCAAGGUCAAUACAGCCCGCAAUGACAGUUACUCUACGAGUGGCCCUGCUUCGACCUGGCAUAUCAAGAACGAGGUCCCCGAUAGCCCAGAGCCUCUCUGCUACAUUCUUGCUCUGGAGUCUACGUGCACUGAUGACCAGAUUGAGAGUGUGAUCAACGGCACGGCGAUCAUCAAGGACUAUGUUGUUGUGGGAAACAAGUCUUAA
Penicillium argentinense is the source of this 1815-nucleotide messenger RNA. RefSeq names its product putative carboxypeptidase S1 (gene cp1). Bases 1 to 1815 code for a protein of 604 amino acids. The transcript is spliced from 2 exons. Gene Ontology annotation, cellular component: fungal-type vacuole. Gene Ontology annotation, molecular function: serine-type carboxypeptidase activity. Gene Ontology annotation, biological process: proteolysis. The record is from RefSeq and is a predicted model, not a curated record. Lineage: Eukaryota; Fungi; Ascomycota; Eurotiomycetes; Eurotiales; Aspergillaceae.